Molecule: messenger RNA, 2427 nt
Organism: Mollisia scopiformis
Lineage: Eukaryota; Fungi; Ascomycota; Leotiomycetes; Helotiales; Mollisiaceae
Exons: 2
Coding region: 374-2101 (575 amino acids)
Source: RefSeq, a predicted model, not a curated record
CUUAAGAUCCCCCUGGCCCCAGGCAACAACACGCAAUAACAAUAAUAUCAGAAAUCAAUGCAAUAAAAGCAACCAAGUUCUCCUUCAUAUUGCCUCAAAACCAAUAUCAGAAUCCCUUGUUACCAGGGAAAGGGCGAAUCAGACACGCUACCACGGGAAGUCGCGACAACACGGAGUAAAUAAGAUCUAUUUCGCUUCUCCACACCAACUUCCUACACACACAACUUUUCUUGCUCUGUGUCUCUUUCUCCCCCAAGCUCUCCUGUGGCACAAUUCAAGACACCUGUCACAUUUUGGUCGCAAACCUCUACAACGCGUCUUAAACACAGAACCACAUUUCCUGCAAGCCUGCCGAAUCGAAACUCCAGCAAUCAUGUCGCUCCAGGCUGUGUACAAACAGUUCCUUGCGGCACCCAACUCUGCGCUUUUGGCCAGCAACGCGUCGCUCAACUAUAUCACCACUCUGGUCACGAUCAAUGGCUCCUCCGAAAUCAUCAAGCAUCUCAAUAACCAGACCCGCGAGCUCAAGAAGAAGGAGGAGAAGUACCUCGGCGUGGUUGAAGGCGGAGACGCGCUCGCCGUCGAGGUUCACACCACCUUGGAAUUCCUCAUGGGAGGUGGAGCAUAUCUGCCAAGCUUGGAUGACAACUUCCUCGCAGAUCGAGUGGUUACAUUUCCGAUUAUUCACAUUGUGAGCUUCGACGCAGAUGGCAAGAUUCAGCAGAUUCGGUUGAGCUGGGACCAGGGAUCUCUUCUCAAGUUGAUUGAUGUGAUUGGAAAGACUGGACGAAACUGGCCGAUUCGGGAUGGAAAGGAUCAGAUCAAGUUGAUUGCAAACAGUGUCAAGUCGACCGGAAAGGCAUUGGCGGAUGCACCUCCACCGGUAGAAGAGUCGGCAUACAAUCGAUCCAGAGGAAAUUCCACGAACGUUACGCGCGAUCCACACGCUUCCCUGUCUCUCUUUGCUCCUCGCAGCACGACCAUCGAAGAAUCUCUACCUUCCGUUGUGGCGCCCAAGUCGUCCGCAAAGCCACCCCCACGCGAUUAUAAUGAGUUGUUCGGAGGACAAGAUAGUCACGUUGAGGCGCCAGAAGAGCGGUCAGAGUCCCCAUCAAAAGCUAUCGCUCCCAAGCUUGGUGCAGGAAAGAACUACGGACCAUCACGACUUUUCGAUACAGAAUCAGCGGCAGAAACCAUGUCAGGCGCGAACAAGGAAAAGAUGUAUCGUCCCAAUGCUGCCAGAUACCAGCAUUUUGACUUUGGUGAUGGAGAGGAGGUCGAACAAAAGAAGCCGGUAAUCGAUGCCAACAAGCAUUCCAGCCAAUGGAAUUUCGACGACUUCAUGACUCCACAGAAGGCUGUGCCGUCCAAGGUUCUGCGUACCAAUGACGUUCGUCACUGGGGAAAUAGCGAUGAUGAAGUUGUUGACAGUCCUAUCAAGGUCAAGAAGGUCGACAAGCCACGAAAGGAUGCCGAAACACAUUUCGAAUUUGUCGACGAUGGAACACCUGAUGGAGAACGACGUGCUCCCGGCCGUCCUCGAGGACAAGGACAGAAUAAUGGACUUGGUCUUUACAAGGAUAAUCUGUUUGACGAGGAGACUGGUGCUGCAGCAGUUGGCAACGACCCAGUACCAAACCUGGCCAAUGUCAAGGAUCGACGCAAGGAUUUUGACCCUCAUUUCACGAUGACUGAUGAUUCUCCAGCAUCGAAGCCAGCAGCUCAAGCAGUUCCUGAAAAUAAGGCCAAGGUUGUGAAGAUGAUGGAUGCCAAUUGGGACACCUAUGAUCAAUCACCAAGCCAAAAGGAGAACGGCACCAUUCCCAACAAGGGCAUCACCAUUGCAGGUGAUGGCAUGGGUGGAAAGAAGGGUCCUCUGUCCGAAGCUACCAACAUCAUGAGCCACCGAAAUGACAACCCUAAGGGUAUCAAUACUGCUGGUGAUGGAAUGGGCGGUAAGAAGGGAUCCGGACGAACAUGGGGCUUCGGUGACGAUUCCGACGGCGAAGAAUCCGGUGGUGUCAACAAGCCAGGUAAAUUCAGAACCGGCAAGACACAAGGAAAGGCCCAAGCUACCGGAGGCGAUUUCUGGGAUUUCUAAAUGGAGUUCCUCGACAGUGGAAGGAAGUGGAGGAUUCACGGCUGGAUAAUGUGUAAUGCGGUACGAGCUUUAUGAACAGCAUCACAUCAUGGCACUGCUUUUCUUUUUGUUUUUGUCAUUGGACGCGACGUCUUUCCUUGUCUUUUCGUUGAGUGUUGUGCGAGUCGGCGAAUGAUAUCCUUCCUCGUUGGAUGAAGGAUUUGUGGAUAUGGAUACGAAGAUGCGGUUGGAGAAAACAAAAGCGUUGGGAGGAGGGGGUGGAUGCUUGUAUGUUAUGUUGGUGUUAUGAUAUCUGAUGGUAGUAUUAGAAUGAAUGAAUUGAGUAU